AUGUUCGGAGGAUUCGCCCCCCCUCAGCAGUCCCAAGAGGAGAUCCGCGCCCUCGAGGCCGAUGCUGCCUUCACAGUCCAGGGUGCUAUCACCACCGCUGUUCUCCUGUACCUCUCUCCCUUCGCUAUCGACCUUGUCGGCAAGAUCUUCUAG
Fusarium coffeatum is the source of this 153-nucleotide messenger RNA. RefSeq lists its product as uncharacterized. The transcript has 3 exons. Lineage: Eukaryota; Fungi; Ascomycota; Sordariomycetes; Hypocreales; Nectriaceae. The coding region runs from base 1 to 153 and encodes 50 amino acids. The record is from RefSeq and is a predicted model, not a curated record.